AUGGAUGAGUUCCUCUGGAGAAAUCACAGCUCCCUUACUGAGUUCAUUCUUCUAGGGUUCUCUAAUAACCAAAAGAUAAAUGUUAUUUUAUUCAGUAUCUUUCUCUUCCUCUACCUCAUCACCCUCCUAGGCAAUGGGUUCAUUAUUACCUUGAUACGCAUGGAUUCCCGCCUCCACACACCCAUGUACUUUUUCCUCAGUGUCCUAUCCAUCCUGGACAUAGGCUAUGUCACCACCACGGUGCCUCAAAUGCUGGUGCAUCUGGUUUGUGAGAAGAGGACUAUCUCCUACGUUGGAUGUGUAGCCCAGAUGUACAUCUUUCUAAUGCUAGGAAUCACUGAAUCUUGGCUUUUUGCCAUCAUGGCCUAUGAUAGGUAUGUGGCCAUUUGCCAUCCCCUCAGGUAUAAAGUCAUCAUGACCCCUUCUCUGUGUGGGUCAAUGGUGGCUUUUUGUGGGUUCUGGGGUAUCAGCUGCGCCCUGAUAUACACUGUCUCUGCUAUGAUUCUUCCCUAUUGUGGCCCCAAUGAGAUCAAUCACUUCUUUUGUGAAGUGCCUGCUGUCUUGAAGUUGGCCUGUGCAGACACAUCUCUCAAUGAUCAGGUGGAUUUCAUUCUGGGCUUCAUACUUCUGUUGAUUCCACUGUCCCUCAUCAUCAUUGUCUACAUCAAUAUCUUUGCUGCCAUCUUGAGGAUCCGGUCAACCCAAGGGCGGCUCAAGGCCUUCUCCACUUGUGCCUCCCACAUCACUGUGGUCACUAUGUUCUCCAUCCCAUGUAUGGUUAUGUAUAUGAGACCCGGCUCUGAGUCAUCCCCAGAAGAGGAUAAAAAGCUGGCUCUCUUCUACAAUGUCAUCUCGGCAUUCCUCAACCCCAUCAUUUACAGCCUCAGGAACAAAGACGUAAAGAGGGCUUUCCUCAAGGUGUUAGGCUGGGGGACAGUGUCAGAAUGAAGUCGUGGUACCAGCAAGUACCAGCAACCAAACUAGGGACACAGCUUAUAUGACUUCUUCAUUCGAAUUCCUUCUAUCAUCCAGUGGGAACACAUGAAAUAUUAAUGGGAUAGAAUAAGUGAAAUUAUGUAUGGGAAACUAUGACAGUAGGUGCCUCUCAACAAGAGAACUCUACACAGUAGAUUUCAUAAUGUUAGAUCUCAUAUCUGACUCAUCUCUGUGUCAUAAGUUAAU
Messenger RNA from Oryctolagus cuniculus (rabbit), 1182 nucleotides. Its product is annotated as olfactory receptor 2G3-like. Gene Ontology annotation, biological process: G protein-coupled receptor signaling pathway. Gene Ontology annotation, molecular function: olfactory receptor activity; G protein-coupled receptor activity. Gene Ontology annotation, cellular component: membrane. The record is from RefSeq and is a predicted model, not a curated record. NCBI's taxonomy places the organism in Eukaryota, Metazoa, Chordata, Mammalia, Lagomorpha, Leporidae.